CACAGUCGUUAUCAAGCGUUUGACGCGUCUAGAACACGCUUCUCGGUAAUAAUACAGAUUGUACGUAGAUUUGUAUAUAAGUACUUUACGAAACAUUGAAUUUAUACAAACAAGUCGUUUUAAGAUACGGAAAUAAAAAUCCGUCCGUUUAUCAAGUGAAAUAUUAAGAAUAAAGGAAACAGGAGCCGGUGUUCGAUUCUAUUAAAUCAUAAAUGUAGAUCGCGUGUUGGUAAAACUCCUUACCAUGGUUUGAUUGCUAUGCUUUAAGAAGUUCGAUUACUGCAUCUAGGCGCCAAAAAGACAAUACCGCAAUCAACUACGAAAGAUAAGAAGGUCAAAGUUCGGUGCGUUAUAUACGAAAUACUUAUGUACGUUUAUGAGUAAAUAUCAGAAGUGUUUUAAAUUUUGAACAAUUGUUUCGGCUAAUACAUACAAACAUAUAUUUAUGCAGUUAAUCUUAAAACAAAACUAAUACUAAAAACAAAACAUCUGCAUCUAAUAAUUGUUGACACGCGCCGUUCUUGGCUUUGAUGACCGUUCCUUUGAAAUAUUAUAUUUUUUACUAUUUUUUAAUAAAUGAGAGCAAAGGCUAUCAGCCAUCGAGUGUGGAACCAAAUCAAGUGCAAUAUUUAAACGCCUGCAUUCAACUGCCUGCCAUACUUUUUUAUUUCGUUUAAAGGUCAAACAAAUAUUUCGAAAUGCCGAAGAAGGCAGAUAGUCUGAAAAAAUGGCAGCAAAACAAUCGCAAAGUGAUUGUUGGCAUUGUUGGUUUUUGUUUGAGUAUUUUUGGCGUUUUGUGCGGCAUGUUUUGGGAGCAGAUCUUCAAUGGCAUAAUGGAGAAGGAAAUGAUCUUACGCCCUAACUCAGAGGUAUACGACAAGUGGAAAAGUCCACCUAUGACUUUGAGCUUAGACAUUUACCUCUAUAAUUGGACGAAUCCCGAAGAUUUCAAAAAUCUCAGCACAAAACCGAAUUUCGAGCAACUCGGUCCUUAUCGCUUCACCGAGAAGCAGGAUAAAGUUAACAUACAGUGGAAUCCUGCGAAUGCAUCGGUGACGUAUCGCAAAAAAAGCGAUUUCUACUUUGAUGCGAAGGGUAGCAAUGGCAGUUUGGAUGAUGUGAUAGUCACCUUGAAUGCUGUAGCACUGUCCGCUGCCGGUAAGGCCAAACGUUGGAACCCUGUACGACGCAAUUUGGUGGAUGUGGGCUUAAAAUUAUAUGGCCAAGAAAUGUCUAUAACGCGGACAAUCGAUGAGAUGCUCUUUACUGGUUACAGCGAUGAUAUGUUGGAUAUGGCGCGUGCCAUGCCACUCUUUGGCAAGGAUGUUGAGGUGCCAUUCGAUAAAUUUGGUUGGUUUUACACGCGAAAUGGCAGCACCGAUUUAACUGGCGUCUUCAAUGUCUACACUGGCGCAGAUGACAUUUCGAAAAUCGGACAGAUGCACACAUGGAACUACAAACACCAUACUGGCUACUUUCAAUCGACUUGUGGACUCGUUAACGGUUCAGCGGGCGAAUUUCAUCCACCAUAUUUAAAGCAGUAUGGCAGCGUAUCAUUUUUCACGCCCGAUUUAUGUCGUACAGUGCCAUUGGAUUAUUUGGAAACCGCAGAGAUAGAGGGCUUACUUGGCUACAAGUACCAUGGUGGAGUGCGAUCUGUCGAUAAUGGCACUCUAUAUCCUGAGAACACCUGCUUCUGCGGCGGUCAGUGUGUUCCUUCAGGAGUUAUGAAUAUUUCAUCCUGUCGCUUUGGCUCGCCUGUGUUCAUGUCCUUUCCUCAUUUCUACAAUGCUGAUCCGUACUAUGUGCAACAAGUUGAUGGCAUGCAGCCUGAGCAAGAUAAACAUGAAUUCUAUAUGAUUUUGGAGCCGCGUACCGGAGUUGCUUUGGAGGUGGCAGCGCGUUUCCAAGUCAAUAUGCUUGUGGAGCCCAUCAAAGGCAUAACCCUUUACGAGAAUGUGCCGCGCGUAUUCUUUCCAUUGAUUUGGUUUGAGCAGAAGGUACGCAUAACACCCGAUCUCGCCGCCGAUCUGCAACUGUUGCCGAAAGUUCUCAUGGGCGGCCAAAUUUUCGCCUGUAUUUGCUUUGGUGUUGGCUUAAUAUUGCUUUGUUGGUAUCCCAUUGAAUUGCUUUGGACGCGUCAGCGAUCUGUUGAUCUCAAAUCCACACCGACAACAGUGGAAAAUGGCAAACAACUAGCGAAAUUUUCCAGCGUCGAAGAAUUGAAAAACCGACCACCACCUGUUGUCACGGCGAAUAAUAACAAAACACUUGACAGCUCGCCGUUGUUGGAGCGCGGCAAUGGCAAGAGCGCCACAAUUGUAUCCAAGUCGGAGACAAACGAAAGUGUUGCCACUGACAAAACGGCUGUAAGCAACGACGCAAAAGAGUAAUAAAGCGAGGGAAGCGUAGUGUGUUUUUUGCGGGAAUUUCCCAAAUAAUCGUCCUAUUGUAUGCCUUUUUCCAUUAGAAUUAGUAGUUCGUAAUUAAACUAUAGUUUUUUGUUAAAUUUUAUACAGCGUAGUUAUGUAAGUGCAACUGGUGAUCUAGCAGAACUGUUGGUUACUCAAAUUUUUAUUUGAUAAUUGCCAUUAGAUUGUUAAUUAUAGUUAUGGAAAUUUGUAAACGGAAUACUCCAGUUAAAUGAAAACGAAUGCGUUUUGUAUAAAGCGAGCGAUUACUAUCUAAACCUGUAAAGACAAUAUAAGUAUAAGAAAUCAGCAAAAUGAAUUUGUAUUUGUAACGAAAAAUUUUAAUUUUACUCAUACUUACCUAUAUGAGAGCAGAUAUUGAAAUGUUAGUGGGUAACAAUCGGCAUUGAAUGGCAAUAUUUUUAAUGAUAGUAGCUAGUUUUUACAUACCAUAUAUACAAAAGUUUAGAGCAAAAGAGAUGUGAUAUAUUAAAUGUCUAAAAACAAAAGUGGCCUCAAAUCAAAGCAGAUAUUACCAGCAAUAAGUCUACCAAAAUAUUUUUUAUAAGAAAAAAUGAUUACUAGUGCGAUUUUGUACUUUUAUAUGAGACAAAAAAUAUUUUCUUAUAAAUGACACAAUUUCUAUUCUCAAAAUAAUAUAAUAAUGCAUAUACAUAAGUAUGAAAAAAUAUGAUAAAAAUUAAACCUACAAAAUAUCGCCUAAAUAUAGAAUUACAUUCCUUGAUGGCUAGCACUUUUAAGCUGAAAAAUAGGUACAUUUACGAAGAUAUGUAAAUGCAAAAAUAAAUUUUAAACUCAAAGUUAAAUUUUAUUACAUUGCAAUAAAUCCCACAAGCAUUCAGUCUUUUUUAACAUUACUGUGGAAACCGUUAAAUGGACUUCAGGAUGCAUGAAAUAUAAAAAUACUUUAGUCAUAGUUAGUUGUACUUUAGAAUGCGUUACAUAUACAGUGCCGGACAAAAUUAUAGGCACAAUAAGCAUUCCUCAUUCAUUUAAGGAAUUACAACAUUUGCGUAAUGUUCUCCGUCUUCGUUUCAAUUACAUGUUAUUCAUCCUUUAAUUCAAUUUUUAAACCUAGUUUUAUAGUUAUUAUAUUUGUUACGACAAGGUGAUAGAAUCUAAAAUGUUAAAAAUUUGAGUUUUCAUGAGGGCAAAAGUAUAGGCAUAAUUUUUCAUUCUUUCCUAUUUCUAACACUCAGUUUUUGUUAUUUUUGAUUUGAAAAGCUUGAUUCCAUUGUCGUUAUUGUGCUUAUAUUUAUGUCCGUCACUGUACUUUAGAAUAGUUCAUUUCAAAUUAUAUGCAUCGAUCGGAUUCUAAAGUACAAAGGACUUCUCUGAAGUUUACUUAACGCUUUCUGAAUGACAAUUGAAUUUAUUGCAGUGAAUUUGUCCGUUUUUGCGGUAGAGUUGAAGCAGGUGUACAUAAAAUAUUUCUCAAAAAUUGAAUCCCAUUUAAAUAAAUAUGUUUUUGUAUUCGUUCAAUCGAAUAUGUUUAUGAUUGCCUUUUACUCGCCGUAAGUUUUAACAUUUGCUGUUUGUAAUUACUUUGUAACUUACUUACUUUUAGUUAUUAUUUUAAAUUUUCUUAGAAAUAAAGAUAAAUAAAUGAAUUUAUAUAUAA
Messenger RNA from Anastrepha ludens (Mexican fruit fly), 4053 nucleotides. RefSeq names its product protein peste-like. Lineage: Eukaryota; Metazoa; Arthropoda; Insecta; Diptera; Tephritidae. The transcript has 7 exons. The record is from RefSeq and is a predicted model, not a curated record. Gene Ontology annotation, cellular component: cytoplasm; membrane. Bases 699 to 2393 code for a protein of 564 amino acids. Gene Ontology annotation, molecular function: scavenger receptor activity.